AUGACAUCAUCCUCUGCUCCUCUUCUGCAAAGAAAUGACCUUGACCUCGUCUCAGAGGGCCCUCGCCAUCCCGCCCAUAUGGCGACUACAACCCUCAGCGUGGAUGGAAUGACCUGUGGCGCGUGUACCUCCGCUGUCGAAUCUGCUUUUAAGGGCGUCGAGGGUGCAGGAGCUGUCUCCGUGAGCUUGAUGAUGGGCCGCGCCGUGGUUCACCACGAUCCUCUAGUUCUCUCCGCGGAAACGGUUGUGGAGAUGAUAAAAGAUCGCGGGUUUGACGCUACAAUUUUGGCUACGGAUCUGCAGCGCCAGGGCUCGAGAGAGGUCGGAGGACAAGGUGAGAGUUGCUUUCUUGAUAUCGACCCCGAUAUGCCGUCUAUCACAACUACGACCCUUCGAGUCGGAGGGAUGACUUGCAGCUCUUGUACGUCUGCAGUGGAAGGAGGUUUGGCGAAUAUACCUGGCGUCAAUUCCGUAACAGUGUCACUACUGUCCGAAUGUGCAGUUGUGGAGCAUGAUACAUCCCUAAUCCCUCCGGAGAGAAUCGCUGAAAUCAUUGAAGAUCGUGGCUUUGAAGCCAAAGUCUUGGAGAGCAAGACGACACAGCAGAAAUCGACUUCAUCACGAGGCAAAUCUGUAUCCAGGAGAAAAGCAAACCGCGUCACUACAACCAUGUCUAUUGAAGGAAUGACUUGCGGAGCCUGUACUUCCGCAGUCAAGAAUGCGCUUAGAAACCAGCCUGGAUUGUUUCGUUUCAAUGUCAGUCUCCUAGCCGAACGUGCUACAGCAGUUCAUGAUCCUUCAAUCCUACCCGCAAUGACGAUUACCGAACUGAUACAGGGAGCCGGUUUUGAUGUGCGCAUUGUCUCUUCUCAAGAAGACGACAGCAUCCUGCCCCACACGUCAGCAUUAUUGACGUUCAAUAUCUAUGGCUUGGCAGACGCAACAGCGGCUACGGACCUGGAGAACAUACUUAAAGGAACGGACGGCGUCCUAUCCGCGGAUGUCAAACUAUCUACUUCCCGUGCUUCUAUCACAUACUCCCCUUCCCGACUGGGGAUUCGUGCACUGGUUGACAUUGUUGAACGGGCAGGAUACAACGCGCUAUUAGCGGAGUCAGACGAUAGCAAUGCCCAGCUUGAAUCCCUCGCCAAGACAAAAGAGAUUCAAGAGUGGCGGAGAGCGUUUUGGUUCUCUUUUUCCUUUGCAGUUCCUGUGAUGUUGGUCUCCAUGUUUAUUCCAAUGUAUCUUCCGGCUAUCGAUAUCGGGAAGUUCGAGCUUAUUCCUGGCUUAUUUUCCAGGGAAAUUAUUUGCCUGCUCCUUACCAUUCCUGUUCAAUUUGGCAUCGGGAAACGGUUUUAUUCAUCUUCUUUCAAAUCACUAAAGCAUGGCUCCCCAACAAUGGAUGUACUGGUCAUGCUUGGUACCUCUGCAGCUUUCUUUUUCAGCGUUCUCGCAAUGUUAGUGUCGGUAUGCUUCGAACCUCACUCUCGACCAAUGACCGUUUUUGAAACCAGCACUAUGCUCAUUACAUUCAUUUCUCUUGGUCGGUGGCUAGAAAACAGAGCGAAGGGCCAGACAUCUCGUGCCUUGUCUCGUUUGAUGUCCCUUGCUCCUUCUAUGGCAACAAUAUACGAUGAUCCUAUAGCGGCAGAAAAACUUGCUGAAGGAUGGAACUCUAAGGCGUCGGAACCAAUCGAAAAUGACAAGACAUUCCAUGCCACGGUGUCGACUGGCCAGAAGACUAUCCCUACGGAACUGAUUCAGGUUGGCGAUAUUGUCUGUCUACGACCCGGUGACAAAGUUCCCGCGGAUGGAGUCGUUAUUCGAGGUGAGAGCUAUAUCGACGAGAGCAUGAUUACCGGCGAAGCUAUUCCUAUUCGAAAGAUCAAGAGCCACCAAGUGAUGGCUGGGACAGUCAAUGGCUCUGGCUGGGUUGAUUUUCGCGUUACUAGGGCUGGUCGGGAUACGCAAUUAAGCCAGAUAGUGAAACUAGUCCAAGACGCGCAAACAAGUCGUGCUCCAAUUCAAAGAAUGGCUGAUAUAGUUGCUGGUUAUUUUGUUCCAACCAUCAUUAGCCUUGGAGUGAUCACAUUUGUUGGGUGGAUGAUCCUUAGCCACGUUCUUCCCCACCCACCACAGAUCUUCCUUGCCAAUGGAAGUGGCGGGACCUUCAUGGUCUGCUUGAAGCUUUGCAUAUCCGUUAUUGUUUUUGCAUGUCCCUGUGCUCUUGGGCUCAGUACCCCGACUGCUGUCAUGGUAGGGACUGGUGUCGGUGCAGAGCAUGGAAUCUUAGUCAAAGGUGGAGCGGCUUUGGAAGAAGCAACUAAAGUAAACCAUGUCGUGUUUGACAAAACGGGGACAUUGACUAUGGGUAAAAUGAGUGUGGUAGAGGCUAAAUUGGACCCAGCCUGGUCUUUCAACGACUGGAGUCGUCGUCUAUGGUGGUCGAUCGUUGGUCUUGCUGAGCUAACCAGUGAACAUCCCAUUGGCAAAGCCAUUCUCGCAAAGGCCAGGCACGAAGUUGGAGCGCUAGAUGACAAACCACUCGACGGCAGCGUGGCCGAUUUCGAAGCAGCUGUGGGGAAAGGAGUUUCUGCUAUAGUUGAACCCACGGCAAAGGAUGACAGUGUUCGACACCGUGUCCUUGUCGGGAACGCACCCUUUUUGCGUUCCAGGAAUAUACCUGUUCCCAAAUCAGCGGGUUCCGACUUCCAACCUGUCAAAACCACGACUGCAAUAUCCACCCAACCGAGAAAAGAUAGCGAAGGUACAACUGGAUCCACGCUAAUCCAUGUUGCCAUCGACGGUAAAUACGCUGGCACAAUCACGCUCCAAGAUACAUUGAAACCAACAGCAACAGCUGCCGUAGCCGCCCUUCAUCGAAUGGGUCUGACGACGUCCCUUAUAACAGGCGACUCCUACAACACUGCAAUUGCAGUGGCCUCAGCCGUUGGCAUUCCUGCCUCUUCAGUCCACGCCUCCGUCACCCCCUCCGAAAAACAAUCCAUCAUCGCCUCCCUCCAAAAAAACCCCUCAACCAUCGUUGCAAUGGUAGGAGAUGGCAUCAAUGACUCCCCAGCCCUCGCCACCGCCUCAGUCGGCAUAGCUCUCGCCUCUGGCACGGACGUAGCCAUCGAGGCAGCUGAUAUCGUCCUAAUGCGGUCCGACGACCUCCUCUCCGUCCCCGCAAGUCUCUGUCUCUCCCACUCAAUUUUCCGCCGCAUCAAACUUAACCUUCUGUGGGCCUGUCUAUAUAAUGCCAUCGGCAUACCAUUCGCCAUGGGCCUAUUUCUCCCCUUUGGUGGAAUCUCAUUACAUCCCAUGGCAGCAGGCGCCGCAAUGGCCGCGUCAAGCGUUAGUGUCGUCGUCAGCAGUUUGCUCUUGAAGUUUUGGAAGCGGCCUGGUUGGCUGAACGUUGAGAAACUGGAGCGGGAAGUUGAGCUGGGUUUGAUCGACAAUACUGGCCUGGGCCGUGCUGGGCGCGGGUCCUGGUGGAGAAAGAGUCCGUUUGCAAAUGACGGAAGAAGUCGAGCUCGACGGGGUUUUGCGUGGUUCGUUGCUGUUGUUUCAGAUGCCAUAACUAACAUUACCGGGAAGCGGAGGGCCGCUGUUGACGAUGAGGGAUACGUGCCUUUGAGGACUGUUGAGCCUGUUUCUGUAUAG
This is a messenger RNA of Paracoccidioides brasiliensis Pb18, 3663 nucleotides long. RefSeq lists its product as uncharacterized. Gene Ontology annotation, biological process: copper ion homeostasis; monoatomic cation transport. The transcript has a single exon. The coding region runs from base 1 to 3663 and encodes 1220 amino acids. Gene Ontology annotation, molecular function: P-type divalent copper transporter activity; copper ion binding; ATP binding. The record is from RefSeq and is a predicted model, not a curated record. Gene Ontology annotation, cellular component: membrane.